Molecule: messenger RNA, 4202 nt
Organism: Vitis riparia (riverbank grape)
Lineage: Eukaryota; Viridiplantae; Streptophyta; Magnoliopsida; Vitales; Vitaceae
Cellular component (GO): mitochondrial outer membrane
Molecular function (GO): protein binding; ATP binding; ATP hydrolysis activity
Source: RefSeq, a predicted model, not a curated record
GUAUUGAAUAUAAAAAGAAGUCCACAGAAGAGAAAGAGGCUUUGAUAAACUGAUCCCCAACAAUCAUUCACACCCUCUCUCUAUCUAUCUCUCUCUCUCUCUCUCAAUAUCUGGAUCACAGAAGAAGAAGAGGGAAAGAGGCAGGCAGUAUGGUUGAAACGAGGCGGAGUUCUUCUUCUUCUAAGAAGCGCCAUUCUCCAUCUGGGUCGUCUCCUUUACCCAGCGGCAAACGAUCCAAGUCGCAGGAGACGGCAUCGUCGUCGAGUGAGGUCCCCGGUCCUUUGCCGGAGGAAGCCCUAUGUCAGGCGAAGGAAUCGGGUUCUGAACAUAUUGACCAGGCGCCGCAACCAUCUGAUCCGCCUCUUACCGAUACUUCCAAGGCUUCCGAUGCAUGUGAUGUGAUUGCGAAGGAGAAGUCUACCGAAGCCGUGGCGGAAGGCGAAGCCUUGGUGGCGGCGUCGCCGUUGCCUUUAGUUGAUUCUGCCGUUGGUGGCGAGAAAUCGAAGUCUGUUGCCGUGGUGUCGAAUCGGGGGAGGAAGCGAUCGGUGAAAUCCAAUGCUACUGUUGCUUGGGGAAAGCUGCUUUCACAGUGUUCUCAGUAUCCCCAUCAGCCCCUGUGUGGUCCUCUUUUCACUAUUGGCCAAAGCCGGGCUAGCAACUUGUCACUGAGAGAUCCAUCCAUUAGUAAUACCUUGUGUAGACUGAGGCAUAUAGAGCGGGGUGGUGCAUCUGUCGUUUUACUGGAGAUCACAGGAGGGAAAGGUGUUGUCCAAGUAAAUGGAAAGAUUCACCAGAAGAGUUCCACUUUAAUCAUAAGUGGUGGUGAUGAAUUGGUUUUUAGUGCAUCUGGUCAACCUGCUUAUAUCUUCCAGCAGUUCACUAGUGAUAACUUAGCUGCCCCGGUCAUUCCUUCUUCAGUAAGCAUUUUAGAAGCUCAGAGUGCUCCCGUAAAAGGAAUACAUGUUGAGGCACGAUCUGGAGACCCCUCUGCUGUUGCUGGAGCAUCAAUAUUAGCUUCUUUGUCAAAUCUACGAAAAGAUCUGUCCCUUCUUCCACCUCCUAAAAAUGGUGAGGAUGUGCAACAAGGCACUGAAAUGACCACGCCACCUUGUGGAGCUUCUGAUAGUUGUAUACCAGAUGCUGACAUGAAGGAUGCUGAAAAUAAUGAUGUGGCUGGGGUUUCUUCGAGGGAAAAAACUGAUGUUCCAUCCUCUGAAGCUGCCAACGAAAAUCUUAAUCUUCAGAGUAUCGGACUGGAUGCUUGUACGGAUGCAGAAAUUGGAAAAGUACCUGGGGCAACUUAUGAAUUAAGGCCGCUCCUGCGGAUGCUUGCUGGAUCAUCUUCUUCUGAUUUUGAUUUAAGUGGCAGCAUUUCAAAGAUUCUUGAAGAGCAAAGGGAAAUUAGAGAAAUCCUCAAGGAUUUGGAACCUCCAAUGGCUUUGACAUCAACAAGACGCCAAGCAUUUAAAGAUAGUUUACAAGAAGGAAUUCUCAGUUCUGAUGACAUUGAAGUUUCAUUUGAAAGUUUCCCAUAUUACCUGAGUGAUACAACAAAGAACGUUUUGAUUACUUCCACAUACAUACAUUUGAUGCGUAUUAAAUUUGCAAAGUAUACCAUGGACCUCUCUUCCGUUUGUCCGCGAAUUUUACUAUCUGGUCCUGCAGGUUCUGAAAUAUACCAGGAAACUUUGACGAAGGCACUUGCUAAACAUUUUACUGCCAGACUGCUUAUUGUUGAUUCUCUUCUAUUGCCUGGUGGAUCAACCCCAAAGGAUCCUGAUCCUGUGAAAGAAAAUAUGAGGGGCGAAAGAGCAUCAAUUUUUGCAAAACGAGCUGCACAGGCAGCUGUAUUACAGCAUAAAAAGCCAGCUUCGAGUGUUGAGGCUGAUAUUACAGGUGCAUCCACAGUAAGCUCUCGAGCUCUGCCGAAGCAGGAGACAUCAACUGCUACAUCUAAAAACUACAUAUUCAAAGCAGGUGACAGAGUAAAAUUUGUGGGUCCGCCACCUUCUGGAUUUUCUCCUAUGCCGCCUUUGAGGGGACCAACUAAUGGUUAUCGAGGCAAAGUACUACUUGCUUUUGAAGAAAAUGGAUCCUCCAAAAUUGGGGUUAGAUUUGAUAGAUCGAUUCCGGAAGGGAAUGAUCUCGGAGGUCUUUGUGAAGAUGAUCAUGGUUUCUUUUGUCCUGCUGAUCUACUUCGUUUAGAUAGUUCCAGCAGUGAUGAUGUUGAUAAGCUUGCACUCAAUGAACUCUUUGAGGUUGCUUCAAAUGAAAGUAAAAGCAGCCCUUUGAUAUUGUUUAUAAAAGACAUAGAAAAGUCUAUAGUGGGAAAUCCAGAGGCAUAUGCAGCAUUCAAGAGUAAGCUUGACAAUUUACCAGAGAAUAUAGUUAUAAUUGGCUCACAUACCCAGAUGGAUAGCCGCAAAGAGAAGUCCCAUCCUGGUGGUCUUUUAUUCACGAAGUUUGGAAGCAACCAAACAGCUUUACUUGACCUGGCAUUUCCGGAUAACUUUGGUAGACUGCAUGAUAGAAGCAAAGACCCCAAGACAAUGAAGCAACUCACUCGGCUUUUUCCAAACAAAGUGAUGAUACAGCUGCCACAGGAUGAGUCACUUCUUUUGGAUUGGAAGCAGCAGUUGGACCGUGAUGGUGAAACUCUAAAAGCACAGGCAAACAUUGUUAACAUUCGUUCAGUUCUAAAUCGCAAUGGUUUGGAUUGCCCUGACCUUGAGACGCUAUCCAUAAAAGAUCAAUCCCUUGCAAGCGAUGGUGUGGAUAAGUUAGUAGGCUGGGCUUUAAGUUACCACUUUAUGCAUUGUUCUGAUGCCUCCGUCAGAGACUCUAAACUUUUGAUUUCCAGUGAAAGUAUUAGCUAUGGUCUCAAUCUUCUACAAGGUAUUCAAAGUGAAAGCAAGAGUUUGAAGAAAUCCCUCAAGGAUGUGGUUACUGAGAAUGAAUUUGAAAAGAAACUUCUUUCAGAUGUUAUUCCACCUAGUGAUAUUGGAGUAACUUUUGAUGAUAUUGGAGCUUUAGAAAAUGUGAAGGACACCUUGAAGGAAUUGGUGAUGCUUCCUCUUCAAAGGCCAGAACUAUUUUGUAAGGGACAGCUGACUAAGCCUUGCAAGGGAAUUCUUCUAUUUGGGCCUCCUGGGACUGGAAAAACAAUGCUUGCGAAGGCGGUUGCAACUGAGGCAGGUGCAAAUUUUAUCAACAUAUCAAUGUCUAGUAUCACUUCAAAGUGGUUUGGGGAAGGAGAGAAAUAUGUCAAAGCUGUGUUCUCUCUAGCUAGUAAAAUUGCACCUAGUGUUGUUUUUGUUGAUGAGGUUGACAGCAUGUUAGGGAGACGUGAAAAUCCGGGAGAACAUGAAGCUAUGAGGAAAAUGAAGAAUGAGUUCAUGGUGAACUGGGAUGGCCUACGUACAAAGGAUAAAGAACGUGUAUUGGUACUUGCCGCCACCAAUAGGCCUUUUGACCUUGAUGAGGCUGUUAUUAGGAGGCUACCCAGGAGAUUGAUGGUGAAUUUGCCAGAUGCUUUAAAUAGAGAGAAAAUUCUGAGAGUUAUUCUGGCCAAAGAAGAAUUGGCACCUGAUUUUGGUUUGGAAGCAGUUGCAAAUAUGACUGAUGGGUAUUCUGGAAGUGACCUAAAGAAUCUUUGUGUGACUGCAGCCCACUGUCCCAUAAGAGAGAUUUUAGAGAGAGAAAAAAAGGAGAAGGCAUUAGCAUUGGCAGAGAGCAGAGCUUUGCCUGCAUUAUAUUGCAGUACAGACAUCCGUCCUUUGAACAUUGAGGAUUUUAGAUAUGCGCAUGAGCAGGUAUGUGCAAGCGUCUCUUCAGAAUCUACAAAUAUGACCGAGCUGCUGCAAUGGAACGAAUUAUAUGGAGAAGGUGGAUCAAGGAAGAGGGCAUCCCUCAGCUACUUCAUGUAGGUGUCUUAUGUGUAUAGCUGCAGCAUUCCUUAUUUAGUUCAUUCUUCUUCUACUUCACCGUAAGAUGCCCCAGCUGAGAUAUAGGGAACUGAUACACCAGUGGAAAUUCCAUUGCAGCUCCCACCCCCAUUGUAUGAUAUAUAGGUGUAUGUGUAUUUUUCCUCAUCCCAUCCAUUAGAAAUUUUUAAAUAUUAUCUAACCAAAGCAUUUUUGCUACUCUGGGCCCUUUCUGCCUGUACAUACUAUUUGAUCAAUUAUAGUCUCUCUUUUUUUUUU